Molecule: messenger RNA, 2895 nt
Organism: Hippoglossus stenolepis (Pacific halibut)
Lineage: Eukaryota; Metazoa; Chordata; Actinopteri; Pleuronectiformes; Pleuronectidae
Gene: sav1
Product: salvador family WW domain containing protein 1
Exons: 5
Coding region: 183-1469 (428 amino acids)
Biological process (GO): hippo signaling; apoptotic process; regulation of cell population proliferation
Molecular function (GO): protein binding; molecular adaptor activity
Source: RefSeq, a predicted model, not a curated record
UGUAAACGCGCGGCCGUGAAGCGGGGACCGCCCUGACAGAGCGGCGGAGGCUGACUGACACCGAGGCUGAAAACAUGUCGACUCUCCGGGCCGAGCCGAGCGAACGGGACGGUCGCACACACGCAGGACUGAGCCAUGGAACCACAGCGCCGCGUUGUUGACGUCCCUCCGAGCCGUGAGUGAUGCUCUCGAGAAAGAAAAGUAAAAACGAAGCGUCCAAACCGGCCGAGGUUCACGGGAAGUAUGUGAAGAAGGAAACGUCGCCGCUCCUCAGAAAUCUGAUGCCCUCAUUCAUCCGCCAUGGACCCACUAUUCCCAGACGCACAGAGGUCCCUCUGCCAGAGAUGGGGCCCUCCGCAUACCCUCCUCCCAGCCGGGAGCCCGUGGUGUCCCGCAACCAGAGUUUCCUCCGCACCCCCGUGCAGAGGCCCGCACAUGAGGUGGCCCGCAGAGAGAGCCACCGCAUGUCAGCACCCCCAUACCUGCCUCGCAGUCUGGGGGACCUCCCCCACGAGUACGGAGGCUCCUCACAGUCUUUCCUCACAGACGUGAGCCCCAUGUCUGAGAAUGGAGACGCGGGCCGGUAUUAUUACCCCUCUGAACCUUACUAUGACAGCCAGCAGCAGCAGCAGCAGCACCAACAACAGCAGCAGCAGCAGCAGCAACAGCAGCAGCAGCAGCAGCAACAACAGCAGCAGCAGCAGCGUCAGCCCAUGAUGGUCCCAGAUCGCUUUCCUGAGGACUAUAGAUACUAUGAGCACAAUGAACACAACUUCCAAAGAGUUCCCCGACAGCACACUCCCCCAGCUCCGAGCAGACCCCCUUCAGGCAUAGGUCGAAUACAGGCCAAAUCCUUGGGGAACCUCUCCAAUCUGACGGGAGAGGACCUCCCACUUCCGGCCGGCUGGACCGUGGACUGGACCAUCCGUGGCAGGAAGUACUACAUCGACCACAACACCAACACUACACACUGGAGCCACCCUCUGGAGAGGGAAGGGCUCCCUCCAGGCUGGGAGAAGGUGGAGUCAGCCGAGUUCGGGGUCUACUACGUGGAUCACAUCAACAAGAGGGCCCAGUAUCGCCACCCCUGUGCUCCAAGCGUCCCUCGCUAUGAUCAACCCCCACCACUACCACCUCCUGUGACCUAUCAGCCACGUCCCGUAGAUAGGAACCAGCCGGUGCUGGUGCCAGCUAACCCGUACCACACAGCUGAGAUUCCAGACUGGCUGCAGGUGUACGCCCGUGCACCACUAAAGUACGACCACAUCCUGAAGUGGGAGUUGUUCCAGCUGGCGGACCUGGACACGUAUCAGGGCAUGUUGAAGCUGCUCUUCAUGAAGGAGCUGGAGCACAUCGUCAAAUCCUACGAGGCGUACCGACAGGCGCUGCUGUCCGAGGUGGAGGCCCGCAAGCAGCGGCAGCAGUGGUACGCCCAGCAGCCCAACAAGAACUUCAUGGGGAACAUGUGAUGUGUAUGUGCACUCAGGAUGCCGCACCGCAACACGCCCCUCUGUGGUCACCACAGUUUGGGAGCGGUCAGGGUUUCUCUUUGAAAUCGUGAUUGACUCUUAAUUGCCUCUUUACCAAACACAUCUGUGCCUUCGCUUGAUCCAAAUAUAUCAGCCAGGAAGUUGAGACGCACGACAGCGGGGGGGGGGGCUCUUCUCUUCCCUCCCCUCCCCCCGCCCCUAAUAUGACAGGAUUCUUGAAUGAUCCUGUGAUUGAAAAACACUACAAUGAAGAAGAAGAAGAAGAAAAAAGACGUAUAAUGUGCUACAUCUGGGGAGACUGCCUGCGGUGCCCUUUACAGCCACUGCCCCGAGAACCGAGUUGCUGUUUGGAUUUGAGUUUUAAAGACUGAGGAGAACAGAGACUGAAAAACCCGUUGUUGAAAAACACCCUGAGAUUGUGCCUUCUUUUUUCUUUUUUUUUUUAAACGAAUAAAACGCAGCAUUUUUACAAUGUCUGCUCAUAUCGUGUAUCCACCAGCUCCUACGUCAUUUUUUCCUCUGGGAGAAAACGACCGGCAGCUUCUUCUAAUUUGUUCCCAUACGAAAUACUAUUUUUCCUUUUGCUUUGUUACCCUCAUAAAACUGAAGCCACAGUCUUUUUACACUACACAAAAAGUGUGCAUUUUUUCUUAUUUUAUGACAAACUGUUUGCUUUACGAGACAAUCCACCAAAACUCUGAACAGAUAUUUAAGUUUUGAUAUGAAACGCGUCUUUGCUUAAAGACCUUUUGACGGAUGGCGCAUCACAGUGGAUGCAGUGGUUGGAGCUUCUCUUGGCUCUUUGGCAUUACUGUAAGUCAGGAAUAUACUUGUGUUUGUGUACAAUGAAACUUAAAUAAGCUACUGGAACGUUUUUAAAACACUACAGAAGACACAAAGUUUGCCAAACAAGUGCAAUUCAAUUUCUCUCUAGAUAUUUCUCGCCUCGUGAUGCCUUAUUUUCACGGACUGACACGUCUCUCUUGUGAAGCGCAGGUUCUUGGAAGAUUAUUCUAUUGAUUAACAAUAAAUUAAACAUUUUUUUAAGAUAUUCAGAAGUGUCCUUAAAUCUGAGGUAUUGUCUAGAGAAGACAGGAGUCAGUGUUUAACUAUGUUUUAAAAAGUUUACGACUCUAACUUAUAAACCGGGGUUUGGUUCUAUUUUGAAUAUUAAGUAGUUUAUAGUACAUUUGUAUGAGAAUUUCUGAAUUUCCAUACACUUCUGAAUUUCCUAAAAAGACGUGUGUUGCAGUAGAAUAAGUUCAUAAAGAACCUUUUGGCUUCUCUAAAACGAAAAAGUCUCGAUCACAUCUUUUCAGAAUGGUGUCAACAGCAGUUUGUACAUAUCUCAUGUUGUGGAUUACAAAUACAGGACAAAAGCAAUAAAGUCUGCAGUGAAGAAAAA